AAAAGAGAAGUCUGGUGUUUCCUGCUUCACAUCCGCUCUGCGAAAGCCGCCAACCAAGUGUGCCUUCUAUAUUUCCUUUCACCCGAGAAGACGACAUGGGCAGACAGAAGAUAUAUUUGGAAAAACUGUCCAAGACCUUCCAGAUCCGCAACCUGCUUCUCCGCCAGGCCCUGGCGGAAUGUCUGGGGACUCUCAUUCUUGUGAUGUUCGGCUGCGGCGCCGUGGCCCAGUUGGUGUUGAGCGGUGGUUCUCAUGGUUUGUUCCUGACCGUCAACUUUGCCUUUGGCUUUGCUGCCACUCUGGGCAUCCUCGUCUGUGGCCAAAUAUCAGGAGGACAUUUGAACCCCGCAGUGACCUUUGCCUUGUGCCUGCUGGGCAGAGAACGAUGGAGAAAGUUUCCCAUGUACUUCCUCUUUCAGACAAUCGGCGGGUUCCUCGGAGCGGCCGUCAUUUUUGCUAUGUACUAUGACGCCCUGUGGGACUUUCCUGGAGCAUUUAAUGUGACUGGACCAAAUGCGACAGCUGGUAUAUUUGCUACCUAUCCUGGAAAACAUCUCACUCUUGUCAACGGAUUCUUUGAUCAGAUUAUUGGCACGGCGGCACUGAUCGUUUGCAUUCUGGCCAUCGUUGAUCCUUACAACAACCCCAUCCCCCAAGGAUUGGAGGCCUUCACUGUGGGUUUUGUGGUCCUGGUCAUCGGCCUGUCUAUGGGAUUCAACUCUGGAUAUGCCGUCAAUCCCGCCAGAGACCUCGGACCUCGCCUUUUUACCGCAGUAGCCGGGUGGGGCACGGAAGUUUUCACCGUCAGAAACGGCUGGUUCCUGGUGCCUGUUUUCGCCCCCUUCCUCGGUACGAUCAUCGGAGUCAUCAUCUACCAAAUGAUGGUCGGUUUCCACGAGGAGGGUGAAGUACGUGACCGAAGGAACGCGCAGGAGGAGAGUGUUCGACUCACUAACGUCAGCACCAACGACAAGUCGAAAGAGGCCGCCAAGCAAGUGCACUGAGCACCGAUUUUGAUCCACUUUCCAGCACAGUUCAUCUCAAUCCUCUUUUCUAAGCUCCUGUCAGAAUGCUGUGAUCAUCAAAAUGAAGCUAUUUUGUCGUUAUUUGUAUUAUGUGUGGAGGGGAGCUUUGAAAAAUCAUGUUCAAACAGUAUUUGAUGCCUUGUACCAGUGUAGUUUUAGGGAUUUCAAUCCACAUGAGCACUUAGACAUGAUGCCAGUCCACGCAAUUUCAAAGAAUUUGAACCAUUUAAGUCAUUUUUGAAAAUAUUCCUUUUUUUUACUGUGGGAAAACAGUUCAAUCACAUAAGCCUUUUUUACAUGCGCAAAAUGUCUCCGAUCGCAAAUUCCGUUGAAUGGAAUUCCAAAUCCACUGUUUACAUGUCAAACCCUGUGUGGCUCACUCCCUGAUUUUUCUAUUCCGCCCGAGACUUCAACCUGGGUUGUCCAACUCGAUAACCAGCACUGCUCUUGAAGCUGUCAGGGAAUUAAGUUUUCCCAACAUACACAUGGCCUAGCAACACCGGCUAGCCUCCGUUACACUCUUCCCCCUAAACUUUAAUCUCAUCCGGGUCACGGCAACACUGCUUUUAAUUUGCCACCCUGGACACAAACCUGGGUCUUCCGCAUCAGAAGCGAGCCAGCACUGCUCUUGAAGUUGUCAGGGAAGGAAGUUUUCCCAAUGUUCACAUGUCCUAGAAACACCGGCUAGGCUCCGUUGCACUCAUCCCCUGAACCCUCACUCUCAUCUGGGUCACGGCCCCACUGUACUCAGCGUUAUUCAGUCCCUGAUUUUUCAACCCUGGGUCAUUCGCAUCAGAAGCGAACCCGAUAGCCAGCACUGCUCUUGAAGUUGGCGGUAUAUGUGUUUUUACCAACAUACACAUGGCCCCCUAAACCUCACUCAUCCGGGUCACAGCACCACUGUAACCCGCAUUAUUCAGUCCCUGCUUUUUCUGUUCCGCCCAGGACUGGAACCUGGGCCGUCUGCCUGAAAAGCUUUGAGCUAAAAGCCAGCACUGCUCUGGAAGUUGUCAGGUUUUACCAACGUACACAUGGUCUCCGUUUUGUCACAAUCCCCCGAAACCUUACUCUUAUUUGGGUCACGGCACCACUGUAACCCGUGUGGUUCGGUCCCUGAUUUUUCUGUGCCGGCCUGGACCCAAACCUAGGUCGAAAACAGUUGAGGCGAGUGAGCUACCUACUGAGCUGAAAGAUUUGGCUACCGACUGGCCUCCAUUGGAAUAGCACCAAGCGUUUAUGUAGACUAUAAACCGUCUGGGCCAUUUUUCGUGGAAAUAAUAGAGAAAGAUGUUACUUUCACCAAUGUUGUAAAAAAAAAAAAGUUGUAUUUGUGCCCAACACAUUUAAUUUUACGCCUCUGUUUAUGUCCGGGAAUUUUUCAAAAAUAUUAUUUUUAUGAAUUUGUUUCUACAUUUGUACAAAUCAGUGUUUCUAUCAAGGCGUUCAACAACUGUUGACAUUUCUAAAAAGAAAGUUGUAAGAAGUGCAUGUUUGCUGCUCGGCUUGGCUCUUUUCGAGGCCGGUGAAGGUGAUUCACCCCAACCACGAAGCCAGGAUCUAAAUGGGUGUGUACAUUGGACCUUAUUGGAUUCAAAUCUUUGAUUGGAUUAUUUGUGUCAAGUAAACAUGGCUAUGGUUAAUAAUAUUGUCACAAAUGAUCUUUUGACCCCCCAAACAAGUACAUAGUCAUGAAUUGAACCGUUAAAAAUGCACCUUUUAUGGCUCAUGUUAUGGUGCAAGACUAUAUGACAUUUAUUUUGUAUGUCGGGUGAGGGGUUGUUCUUUUGUACUGACACAAUAAAGUGUUUUCAUCAAUU
Molecule: messenger RNA, 2842 nt
Organism: Nerophis ophidion (straightnose pipefish)
Lineage: Eukaryota; Metazoa; Chordata; Actinopteri; Syngnathiformes; Syngnathidae
Gene: aqp3a
Product: aquaporin 3a
Exons: 6
Coding region: 96-1004 (302 amino acids)
Biological process (GO): glycerol transmembrane transport; water transport
Cellular component (GO): plasma membrane; basolateral plasma membrane
Molecular function (GO): water channel activity; glycerol channel activity; urea transmembrane transporter activity
Source: RefSeq, a predicted model, not a curated record